AUGACAAUUCACUGCCCCCCUUCUUUUGCGGAUCCACGGGCAAGCUUCGAAUCAGAGCUCGAACCAGCGCCUGAGCCUGAGCCUGAGCCUGCGCCGGAUCCUGAUGCGCUUGGCCCGGAGCCUAACAGACCGGGCAAGAUGACUGAAACUGAACGUGACUCCGACCGAGAUUCCGAUCUCGACUGCCCGAAGCCAGACUCAGAUCCUGACUCCGACCCUGAACCAGAGACGGACACACCGGCGCUACCAUCCGACCCGAGUCCGAUCCCCGUGCCGGCUCCCAACCCGAGUCCUGUGCCGACUCCAAGGUCCAUCCUUGUAACCCGGCUCUCGACCACCGAGGUCACAAAGAGAGCAAGGAAAAGAGUAGCCCAGAAUUGA
Zingiber officinale is the source of this 381-nucleotide messenger RNA. Its product is annotated as protein TsetseEP-like. Bases 1 to 381 code for a protein of 126 amino acids. NCBI's taxonomy places the organism in Eukaryota, Viridiplantae, Streptophyta, Magnoliopsida, Zingiberales, Zingiberaceae. The record is from RefSeq and is a predicted model, not a curated record. The transcript has a single exon.